CGCUCGCUCGCUUAAUCAGAUUAGAUUUCGAAUUUCAGAAUUUAUUUCUCGUUUGAAUUUGUAGCUUGCCGUAAAACUGCAAGAUUUCGAAAACAUUUGCUAAAUUGUAGUUGUGUUUGAAACCAAAUUCCACAGAAGCUGGCAGAAAAUGAGAGCUGUCAAAACUCGCAGAAAUGGUGGUCGACUGCAAAAUCCAACUCAAUUCGCCGGACUUACGGCCACGGGAAUACAAUAUUCAGCUGCGUAUCCGCAGCAAGCCAUUGGAGCUCACAGCAAGUCAAAGCCAGCGACAGCUGUCAGCAGCCAACAACAAUUGCUUCAACAACAACAGCAGCAGCAGCAGCAAUAUCUGGCACAGCAACAGCAGCAACUGCAGCAGCAGCAGCAACAGCAACAGCAACAGCUGCAAUCAGCUAAUCUACCCAGCUAUGCCGACCAGAUGCAAGCCGCCUUCCUUGAUUACCAGCGUCAGCGAUUGGAGUUUGAGCAGCAGCAACAGCAAUUGCUGCAAAAGCUCUACACCUACUAUCCCGAUGUCUCCGGCCAACAGCAGCACCAACUGCAGCAUGAACAGCCGCAACAGUCGGCCAGCGGCAGUGUCAAUGCUGCAGGAAAUCGAUACCUCACACGGCAAUCCACGUCAGUUUUUGGCAGCGGCAACGGAUUGCAGCCGCAGCAACAACGCCAGCAGACGCAGCUGCCGCAGUUGCAGUCGCAGUCACAGCCACAGUUGCACACAACAGCAUCCGGCGGACUGGGCAAUUUCUACUCGACCCAGCAGCACAUGGGAUUCCUGCAGCAGCAGCAGCAAGAUGUGCUGCGCGAUCAGCAGCAGAAUGUUGCGCAGCAGUUCGCCACCGGCCAACUGGCACCCAGCACCACCACGAACUACGGCAUGGCAGUGCCCGAGACCUCCGUACUGGGUUCUCCAUCGUAUCAACCUUCGUCAGCCGUAUCCCAUGUGAGAUUCUCCAGCGGCAAUCUCAACUACAACUUCUAAGACACACGCGCUUCAAUCGAUUUCACGAUAUGCCAGGCUCUGCUGCAUCCCGCCAGUGGACCCAGAAACUCAAAUGACUAACUAAUGGAUAAUCGACCUCUGUUUUUUUUUUGUCACUCCUUUUUUUUGCACGCACUUAGUUUUAAUUUAUUCUAAUCUCGUAAUAGUCAUUAGUAAUAUCUUUUUUUUUUUUUGUAACUAUGUGAAAAUUUUGCAGCAGCGUAGCUAUGAGUCAUAUAUUGUCUAAAAUUAAAAUUC
Messenger RNA from Drosophila novamexicana, 1258 nucleotides. RefSeq lists its product as uncharacterized. NCBI's taxonomy places the organism in Eukaryota, Metazoa, Arthropoda, Insecta, Diptera, Drosophilidae. The record is from RefSeq and is a predicted model, not a curated record. Bases 149 to 1000 code for a protein of 283 amino acids. The transcript is spliced from 2 exons.